AUGCCGCCAAAGCCAAAGGUGAGAUAUGAUUCUCGUUUGAUGGACGCUUGCCGUGCAUUGGCUGCUGAUUGGACGUCAACUGCUGACAACACACCGCCAGCCUCAUCAGCUGAUUUUGAGAAAAUGUCACCCUGUCAGAAAGUUGAAACUCUGAAUAAAGAUUCGGAAACAGUGGAAAGUUCAGUUUUGAAAAGGUCGCUGUUCAACUGGCCGGCCGCUCGACCGUCAGCCGUUCAACAGUUCGAGGGCAAUCGCAAAAACAUGCACCCAAUUACGGCUCUGAAAAACCUACGAAAUCGUUCCAGGCACCGUACUUGUUCUCACAAUGUCAGGCUAUCCAUGCACGGUCAGUUGGUACCCUGUAUGGACACACCCUCCGUGAAAUCAACCUACGAAGCUCAGGUAACAGUACCAGCUGGACUUACUUGUCUGAUGAGUGCGAUUGGCGAAGGAUCCAAGGGUGACGACGAAUUUACCACAUUCUUCUUCAAGCAACCCGUUGCCAUUCCAUCCUAUCUCAUUGCCAUCGUUGUUGGUGUGCUGGAAAAACGAGACAUAAGUGAAAGGGUUGCGGUGUGGGCGGAGCCAUCAAUGGUGGAUAAAGCGCAUUGGGAAUUUUCGGAAACAGAGGAUAUUCUCACUUGUGCCGAACAAAUCGCUGGCAAAUACAUCUGGGGAAGGUAUGAUAUGGUCUGUUUGCCGCCGUCUUUCCCCUUCGGCGGUAUGGAGAAUCCCUGCCUCACAUUUCUGACACCGACUCUCAUCCACGCCACGUAUGAUUACUUGUUUAGUGAAGAAUUGGAGGCAGAGAUAAAAUUACCUGCUCUGCCAAGGCUAAACGAGGGUUUUACGAUGUUCAUUGAGCGAAAGAUUUGUGGUCGAUUGAUCAAUGAGGACUAUCGACAAUUUAUGGCAUACAACGGCUGGACAAACAAUCUUAUACCGACUGUGCACGAGCAAUUCACGCCCACUCAUCAGUUCACCAAACUGAUCCAGGAUCACACGAAUGUCGAUCCAGACGUUGCGUUCUCGUGUGUGCCCUAUGAAAAAGGAUCCGCUCUGUUGUUCUACUUGGAACAAAAACUUGGUGGACCAGGUAAAAAAAACCCAUUUGUAGCAGAAAUUAGCCAAGGUCAAGACGAUGAGUGCCUCCAAUGUAUUGAGAAGUUUUUCGAGCCAUAUCUACGAGACUAUCUGACCACGUUCGCUCACCAAGCUAUCGACAGCUACCAAUGGAAGAAGCAUCUCCUCGAUUAUUUCCACGACAAGAGGGACAUUCUCAAUACAGUUGACUUUGAAGCAUGGUUCCAUGCAGUGGGCAUGCCACCAGAGAAACCAAACUAUGGACAAGCCAUGGUGGUGGCUUGUGAGGAACUGUUCAAGCAGUGGAUCGAAGCCAAUGAAGAUGAGGUGGAGAAGAUCAACAAUGACACCUUCAAAGCCAUGCAACCUCUACAACAAAUCGAAUUCCUCAGCCAGUUGUGGCAGCGCGAUCCUCCUCUAGAACACUGGAAACUGGUAGCGUUGGACAAAGCAUAUGGCCUGAACGAUUCAGAAAAUAGUGAAAUCGUCCUGAAGUGGAUCCGACUAUGCGUGAAAGCGAAAUGGGAGCCAAUAAUCGACAAAGCGCUCAAAUUUGUGUCUUCCUCAAGGACGUCUGAAAUUCUGUCGCCCAGUUUACAAGAGGAAAAGGGACGUUAUUUAGGAGAAAAGGGAGGCUCAUUGAAAAUCCAAUGGUCGGCGCACCAAAUUUCGUUAAACGGGGACCUCAUUGCUUGGCCAGCUGCCAGAAGUCGUGCUCGUGACCUGUACAUUCAGACGCGUUCCUCAAUGCAUCCGAUCACUGCCGAAAUGAUUGCCAAGGAUCUACACAUGCGACACAGCACACACACUGUGUGCUUCUGA
This is a messenger RNA of Ostertagia ostertagi, 1905 nucleotides long. NCBI's taxonomy places the organism in Eukaryota, Metazoa, Nematoda, Chromadorea, Rhabditida, Trichostrongylidae. The record is from the annotation of a GenBank genome assembly.